AAAGUAUGUAACAUGUCAAGGAAUCGAUAGAAAAGAUUGAUCGAUUCUAUUUAUCGAAACGUGUUUGCAUGGAGUUCUUAGGUUUGGUACAGUUAGCAGUGUGGCGCUUUAAUUGUUGAUUGUAAUUUAAGAAAUUAUUUACACUUAUCUACAAGACAAGAUGGUUAUACCAAAACAUGCUCAAUUCAUUUCUAGAACUGUUAUGGUAUUAAAUAAAGAUGUUGAGCAGGCUUGUAGAAGAUUAAAUUAUAUAAUGGCGAAGGAGGGCUUCUUUCAGCAAUUCAGACGCACUAGGUACUAUGAGAAACCCACACAAACAAGGCGGAGGGUUAAUUAUGAAAAAUGUAAAGCGAUUUACAAUGAGGAUAUGAGCAGGAAAAUUAAAUUUCUCAUGAGAACAAACAGAGAAGAUCCAUGGCCUGGAUGUUCUUCUUUAUAAUGAAUAUUAUCUCAUGUCAAAUUGUUAUUUAGAUUUCUAUAACAUGGCAAAGUGUUUAUAGUUUCAUGUACAAUUCUAUAUAAAAUAAUAUCUAAUAAAAAAGCAUUGGUGAUAUAAA
Nomia melanderi (Alkali bee) is the source of this 557-nucleotide messenger RNA. RefSeq names its product mitochondrial ribosomal protein S21 (gene mRpS21). Gene Ontology annotation, molecular function: structural constituent of ribosome. Gene Ontology annotation, cellular component: ribosome. The record is from RefSeq and is a predicted model, not a curated record. Lineage: Eukaryota; Metazoa; Arthropoda; Insecta; Hymenoptera; Halictidae. Gene Ontology annotation, biological process: translation.